Messenger RNA from Ceutorhynchus assimilis (cabbage seed weevil), 1331 nucleotides. The record is from the annotation of a GenBank genome assembly. Lineage: Eukaryota; Metazoa; Arthropoda; Insecta; Coleoptera; Curculionidae.
UCGAAAGUUAACAUUAUUUUAUGGUCGCAAAUUAGAUACUGGGUAGGCUUGGCGCGGUACGGUACACACUUUUGCGAUAUUAAUUGGCAACAAUGAAACAAUCAAUAAUUGUGAUUUUAGUAUGUUCGCUGUUUUGGACAGUUUAUGCCACAAUACCUCCCUACAUAAAAGUAUGCAGCCGCAACCACCCGGAACUCAACGAAUGCAUUAUCAAAUCAGUAGAGUCGCUCAGAUCCAAACUAAAAACUGGAAUCCAAGAACUUGACGUACCACCAAUAGAACCUUUACUAUUGGAUGAAAUCAAAUUGAGAAGCGGGCCUGAACAAGCCAAAAUCGAUGCCAACAUUACCAAUGCCAAAGUAUGGGGACCUUCUGGAUUCGAAAUCAUCGAUUUGAAGACAAAUCUAAAGAAAAACCGCUUCAUAUUUCGAGUCAACGUACCAAACAUAUACUUUAAGGGCGAAUAUGACAUUGAUAUGAGCGUUCUGAUUCUCAAAUAUAAAGGAAAAGGACCGAUCACUGGAAAUUUCACAAACUACAAAUUCGAUUGUAUGAUGAAAGGUGACCUUACAGAAAAAAAUGGAAAACAAUAUCUCCACUUCAGAAAGUUCGGUCUUAAUUUGUACAUAGGCCACAGCGAUAUUCAUUUAGGUAAUUUGUUUUCCGGACAAAAUCCUACUUUGUCCCAGGCCACCAAUGAAGUAGUCAGAGACAAUGCCGAUUUGUUCGUCAACGAAAUCAAGCCGGUUCUGGAAAAUUCAUUAGCCCAAAAGUUUACCGAUAUCGCUAAUGUUAUUACCGAGAGGUUUACCUAUGACGAAUUGUUUCCUUUGUAGAAUAAACUUAAGGAUUUUAUAUGUUAAUUUUAGAAAAACUAUUUGUCAAAUAUUAGUCUUGCGUCUUGCCGGUCUGCAUUAAUAUUCAAAAUUGUGCGCUGCUUAACAAGAAACAAACCACAAACCUGCAAUCUACAGAAAGAAUCCAAUAAAAAGUAUUUUAGAAUCUGACAUGGAAUGAUUGCUAAAACAAAUUCUAGAAUGUUGUGUAGUUAUCAGCGAGAAUCAUUAUUCUAUGUCAAACCCAAUUUCAUAAAACAUACAAGGGUAGAAUAAUUUGCUAAUACUUCAUUUCAAAAAGGACAACUUAUAUAUAUUAGUUUACAUAAUAUUCUGCCAUUUGUCCUGGUCUGAAUUCUCUCCAUAUUUUUGAGUACAUAUUUUUAAAAAAAUCAUAUGUUUUCCAUACCCAUAACGUUUAGUAAAUUAUUUUUAAGGAUUUACCACCAAUUAUUCUUCACUUUACUUUUAUAGUUUGAAUGCGCCAUUUUAUUC